AAGUUUGAAGAGUCAUGCAUUAUAAGUUUAAGCUGUGCAAUAAUUAUGUUCAUAUUAGAGAAAUAUAGAAGAAAUCUUGAUAAUACAUACUACUAGUAAGGAUAAAAAUUUUUUCUUUGUAAAACACAUGAAAAUAUUACAUAUAUAAAAAAAUGUAUAUAAAAACGAUAAAUAAUCUCAAGCAAUUCUUACGUAUAAAUUUGUGAAUCAAUGCAUCUCGAGCUGUGCGUACAAAUUGAAGACACUGAAGUACAAGAGAACAUUAAAAAAUAAUGGAUAAGAAGUAAAAUAGAUAUACAGACGAUAAGCUCUAGCGCAAAGAUAACUUACGUCACGGAAAUUCUGAAACAAUCCUACAUAGCCAUCUUGUAAAACAGCGUUUGUGUUAAGCGAUUAAAUUUACAAUGAUAAUUCUCGGGCCCCUUGUAUUUGCUACUCGCAAAUUCUACCAAUUCCCCCCCUCCCCUCUUAUCGUUUUUAUUAUUGACUUAAAAUCCCCACUCAAAAUUUAAACAUGCAUGAAUCUUUCGAAUACUAAUCUCUUUGUAUGUUUAAACACUCAAAUAUAUAUGUAUUAAAAAAAAAUGAUAAUAGAAAACAUGAGAUAUUUAAGAAGCUUUUAAGCAAAUGAAAUAUGCAAAUCGUGAAGUCAUCUGAUCGUCCUCAGGAAAUCGCAUAAUUUAGCUAGUGAGUUUGAGGCCACUGUGCUGCCUACAUUUGAGUUUGUCUUCAUUAAAACCUCGUGCACAUUACAGAGGACCGUGUCGCCUAACAAUAGAGCGCUCGCGAUUCUAACUGUUCGCCAGUGAAAUCAUUAUCAUCGUCACCGUUUCACAGUGAUCGUUAACAUGAUAUCGCGAAAGUUCUGAAUUUAAAAAUUUUAUCUUUUUACUCUGCUUACUCUGCUUACUACUUCGAAAUUGUUUAUUCUAAUGCAUCGGCAACUCAUGGAAACGAAUAUCUGAUUUAUUCCAUAUUUACUUAUACACACAGCAGUGCAACACAAUCAUUUUGGAGACAAACUGUUUCUUUAUGAUAAACAAAUUAAUGAAAAUAUCGCGUAAGCAUGAACGAGCAAAUUUACAUGACUCUUUGGAAUCUGACUGGAUGCUUUUCCAAGUUUCUGACAAUGCGAGAAACAACAAGAAGAUACUGGGCGAAGUAAGAAUUCGUCUUAAGAAUGGGAUGCAAGACCAGCAUAUUGGAGUGCAUGAGGGACAAAGGCGAGCUGGAGAAAAGCAUAUCGUCAAUUAGAAGCUCUCUCGUUACAAGCGAUGCAACAGAGACUGACAAGGAUCAAGAAAGUCUGUACCUUACGUUCAGCAAGCAUCAAUUUGUCGCCGAAGAGGAUGACCACAAAAUAGCACAAUGUAAAACAGAUGUGCUGGAUAAUGAAGAUCAAAAAACAUUGUCCUUCGACAAUAACACGCAUGAUGACGGCGAUUACUUGACUAUCAAGGGGCCUCAAGAUCUUAGUACUUAUUUAUUAACAAACACCGUUCCUAGCAUCGUGAAAUUAUUAUUAGUCUUUAGCAAAGAUGAUCAGCAAAUGGAUAUACUUGCUACUACUGCGAGAAGAUUGGGAUGGAGUGUGUCAGUGGCAAAAGAUGCGGAAAAAGCGAUAGAGCUUUUCCAAAGUCGUGCUCACGAAUUAGUGAUUAUCGAUCAUAGAGGACAUCGUGCUGCCAAAGGCGAUGCUAUUUGUAGAGCAAUCAAGUCAAGUCCCGUUUAUCAUAAUUCUGUCAUUAUAGCACUCGUAAAAAAAUCAUACUUCAUGCUCGACGAGAAAGACCAUAUUGUGGCAUUGAACUUAUUAGAAACAGGUUUUAGUAGAGCACUGAUGGAAUGUUCACAUAAAGGUAUAUUAAUAAAUGAAUUAGUUGGUAUAUAUACUAGCUCAUUGUUGCCCAGAACUCAACUUGCCGCAGCACAUGCAUUAUAUAUUGCACUUGACAGGUGUCGCGAUAUGGUGCAUGUGACCAAUGAUAAGAACAUUAUACAGUUUCUAAAUAAAGUGAGCGAAAAAUUGUUAGGAUACAAGACAGAGGAAAUGAUGGGAAGAAAUCUCUCAGAGAUAGUAUAUUACGAAAAUUUCGCUCUCAUGGAACAACAAUUGAGUAAAGGUCGAGAAUUUGAAGGAAAUAUGAAUUGCAAAAGGAAAAACAAUCAAAUGAUUACGAUUAAUUGUAGGAUAAUUCCGUUCUGCACUACACUAAAAAAGCCAACUCAUUAUAUAUACGUAUACGAUACUACAUAUCUAUCAGAAAAUUCAGCGCCAAUAAGUCCAGUUGGUAGCCCAUUGCAUUCUCCUAUUAGAACAAGUGUAUUAUCGAACGCACGGAAAUCUUCGGAUGUUAGAUCUGGUAUAAGCGAAGGCCGUAGGCGGUCUAGCUUGCAAAAAUUGCAUACCUUGCAAUUAGAGGCUCCUAUUACUAAAGUUAUCACGCUCCUUUCAAAUGCAGUCACAGAUACAACUAAUCCAGAAACAGCAGCGCAGAUUGAUAAAGCAAUCGAUAUCUUAAAGACGACGGAACUUUACGUGCCGCAUCUUAAAGAAGAUAGAGCGAUGUACAGCGAUCCAGUUGCGACGGAUCUCGUUGGUGCAUUACUUUCCUCUACGCGCACACCAUGGGAGUCUAGAAGAUCGUCGUCGGAUUCCGCAAGAAUAUCUACUAUCAGAGCUAUCACAAGCCCAACCACUUCGCGGAUGCAGGUAAAAAAUUUUCAAGGACCGCAGGAAAUCGUGGAGAUAUUGGAUAGAAGCCUCGAUUGGGAUUUUGAUAUAUUUAGACUCGAAGUUUUAACGGAUCAAAGGCCACUUGUUUUUCUGGGAUCGACUAUUAUGAAUCUGUACCAAGUGCCUGCUAAGUUGAAUUGCGAUGAGAAAACUAUACAAAAUUGGUUGGCCAUUAUCGAGCACAAUUAUAAUACUGAGAACAGUUACCAUAAUUCAACGCAUGCCGCUGAUGUCUUGCAAGCGACCGCGAGAUUCAUGCAAUCAAAGAGACUCAAGGAAAUUUUAGAGCCCUUAGACGAGGUUGCUGCUUUAGUCGCCGCCGCAGCGCAUGAUAUCGAUCAUCCUGGACGAUCCAGUCAGUUUCUCUGCAACGCCAAUAAUCGUUUGGCAAUACUUUACAAUGAUCUGUCGGUUCUCGAGUCACAUCACGCAGCUUUAACAUUUAAAUUAUCAUUAUCCGAUGACAGUGUAAAUAUUUUUAAAAAUCUGGAGCGAGACACGUUUAAGCUGUUGCGACAAAAUGUCAUUGACAUGAUUCUGGCAACCGAAAUGACAAAGCACUUCGAGCAUCUGGCGAAAUUUAUGAACGUCUGCAGCGCAAGAAUUGGUGACGGUCAAGAGACUUAUGCAGAUUCUUUAGACAUGUCUGUGAUAUUGCAACCAGAGAAUGUAAUACUUGUUAAAAGAAUGAUGAUCAAAUGCGCGGACGUAUCUAAUCCUACGCGGCCACUAAAGUGUUGCAUCGAAUGGGCGAAACGAAUCGCCGAGGAAUAUUUUAAUCAGACCGAUGAAGAGAAAAGAUUAAAGUUGCCAGUCGUAAUGCCAAUGUUCGAUAGAAUGACGUGUUCAAUACCGAAAUCGCAAAUUGGUUUCGUCGAUUAUAUCAUCAAUGAUAUGAUUGAAGCUUGGGAUGUGUUUAUCGACAUGCCGGAAAUAGUGGGCUAUAUGCGGCAAAACUAUGAGAAGUGGAAAGAGUAUAAUGAACAAGGUAUAUCCACUCUGCAGGACGUCGAGAACCUACAGCAACAUCCCGAAAUGCAAAUAUCGCGACGAUCUUCGUGAAAAGCGUGCCGUUUUGUUUUAUCGUUACAUUUACAUUUGCAAUUAUUGCAAAGAAGUGUAUAAUAUUUAUAUAUUUAAGGAUAGAAAAUAUAGCGACGUCAUGCGCCGUCAAAUCGUUUCCAAAAAGAAUGUAUGCAAUUCGUCAUUUCGCGCGUCACCAGUAUCUUCUUUAUUUAUGUAUGACUCCAUUUCCUUUAAUAACAUUCGCUGUAUUAUCAUUUUAAAUAUGUGACACACAUUAGCAAGAUAUAUAUAAUAUAAAGUAAGAAAUACCUUUUUGCAUGCAGCUUCCGUGAUUGUUACUUGAAAUGAAAUCUUCGUUGCGGGUUUGAUGUAUAUUGAUUAUUAAAUUGUAUAUCUGGGAGCAGCUAAUAAAUAAAUAAGAAUCAUGAAAAACAUUGCGUCUGAAUUAUUUUCAACUUAAUUCCUUGCCUAAUUUAGCCGUUAAGUUUUGAUGGUAGUUGCUACCUAAAGAGGAUUGGUAUAACUUUAAUUAAAAAGAGACUCAUCAGUGUAUGUCGGAUUCCACUUUAUUGUUUCUCUUUAGCCAAGAAAUGGCGUUGGGCCUAUUUCUGUGCGCUGCAUGAAUACAGAAUUAAGUAAACAAGAAAAAGUCAGGUACAAAUAAAUCUAAGCCGUAAUGGAAUUUUCGAAAUGGAAUUUCGCGUAAUUUUUAUCAACGGAGCAUAUGGUUCGUUAUGCAAAUUACAAAUUUUUCAUUGUAUGUUAAUACAGGAAGUACGCACUCACUUUUUCAAUCUAAAAUCACUGCCCUGACGUAACGUUAUCGUGUCUAAGAACAAUAAUUGUGUUUAUGCUGUUACAAAUUAGAAAGAGUCAGUAUAAUAACAUCAAUAAUCCAUCGAGUUACAAGUGUCGACUUAACAGAUGGUUACUAAGUCACAUUUAUCGUAAAGAUUCUUACGUCUGCUGACAUAUGUUACAUAUACAUAUACUUUACAUAUCAUAAUACUCCUUACAAAACACACGAAUAAUCAUGGCCGUUUUAUCCAGUAUCAACAAAAUAUUAAGUUUUAUUCCUAGACGAUGAGACAAUUAGAGUGUCGAGUUCAGAGUUUAUUCGAGAAGUCUGACACACAAACAUGGAAUAUUUCACGACAAUAUCUCAGAAUAAAGAUAAAGACAGCAAUUUCUUAAGAUAAAAUUCUUGCCCCAAUUAUCGAUUAAUACGUUAGAUCUAAAAAUGUGAUAUCGAGUGACAAGUAAUACUACUCGAUAUUAGUAUAAUUCUAUAGUAAUAUAGACAGAUAAAGUAACUUAAUUACGUGCUUAUUGUUACUACUAUAAUGCCACAUAAUUAUGAUUCAUUCGAAGAUCUAGAAAUUAUGCUUAAAAUUAAAUUACUCGCGUUUUCGAUACACCUGCCACAAGUGCUUUGCCAAAUUUGUGAAUUUCUUUCGCUUUAAGCGCCGUUUGUGCCAAUAAAUAAUUCUUCUUUUUACCCCUACAAAUUAGAAUUUGUCGUUGACUAUUCUUUUCAAAAUCUGAAACUUGACUUUUGCUUAAUAAAGAGUUUCAAUGAUGAAUAUUUAGUUGGAAUUUGGUAAAGAUAUUUUUGCUCGCACGAUCUAAAUAUACUUAUUUUACAAAAUGCAAUUCCCCACACAUGUUGUUCAUUGUUAGUGACAAGUACUAUAUUUUUAGGCAAAAGGUGAGUCAAGAGCUAUUUUCGAGAUUGUUUCAUUAGCACUUGCCGCUAGUAGAUGGAAUUCGCGGAGUAACGAAGUAGCCUAGUAUAUAUGUAUUUUCACGCAAUACUUUCCUAAAUUAGGCUUAGCACUUAAAACUUUAUGUAUUAGUGAUUACUUGAUGCUUACUUUAAUACUUUAAGUAUUAAUAGUAUAUAUAUUUAAAAAUUUUUUUUUUUGGUGACGUGCACGUCAUUUUUUAUAAUUGUUUUGUUUUAUAUCCGCAUGUAUUAUUUAUGCGCAUAUUUAUGUCCAUAUUAUUCCGCGCCGAUUGCUGUCUUUAUUGGUUGUCAUUGUCAAAAUUAUCUCGCGUGAAAUGAUGCACGCAAAACUGAUCAGAUACUUAUUCUUUCAUGCAAAUAAAAUAUGCUUUCGUAAUUAUCAGCCAAAGUGAUUAAGUUGGGGAAAUUCAAGAUUGUUGACGGCUCGACGGGACUUCCGCGACAAUCUAUGUCGCCAAUUAUCGCGCAAAGACAACAUAACACCGGCGUUAAUCAUAAUUUUUCAUAUAUGUAUAUCUAACGAGAAAGAAGCAAAUCGAAGGAAACGUAUCUUAAGAAAAAUGCGUAUAAUCCAAUAUCCUAAAAUAAUACGCGUAGGCGUAGUCCGUAUUAAAAAAAAAAGAAAGAAAAGCGCUUUUAGCACUCUCGUGUUUUUUUUUAACUUCUGGUAACCAUGCAUACCUAAUAUUUCUUCACGAAGGCAAAGUUUUAUCAAUACUUAGAUCGGUAUUUUAUUCACGAUAGCGAGAAAUGUCCAGCAUUUGCUACAGUUUGGGAACAAGCCAGCAUGUAAACUGAUCGUUGCGAAUGAUUGAAGAUGCACUGUGUCUAUUUCGAUCACAGAUUUCUUGAUUGAUCGAAUGAAAGCUUCGGAAAAAAUAUUUUGUUCAUGUUACGUUUAACGAUGCGACAUCAUUCUUUCAUUCGUUAUAGCAUAAGAGAUGUAACAUCGAUACUUUCUUCGGACGUCCGGUCCGUUUUUACAUUGAAGAUGACGAACAUUGAUAAACUACAAUGUUCGAUCAUCUACUACAAUACUUCAGAGUCGCGACAAUCCAUAAGAAAUUUGCGUUAAUUUCACGCAAAUAGAAAAAUCUCACAUUAAAUGAAUAACGUUAAUUUUAGACGACUAUUUCUUUACUAUCGUAGACAAAUUAUGCAUCGUCAGUUCAUUGUCAAACUUUUUUUCACUUCAAAUGUUAAGGCGUAAUGCCUCCUGGCAAUUGCAAGAUAAAUGAAACCAGCAAGAUCAAUGAAAAUCGAAAUAACAAGAAUACAAGUAGAAGUAGAAAUAUUAUCGCGAGCAUUAUGCGGAGCCAAAUUUUGACAGCCAAAAUCCCACUCGUGGGAAGUGUAUUCUUAGAAGAACGUCAGUGAAUGUGUCACGUGACAUUGUAGAAGCACGCCUCCGCAUCACGGCGUCGAGACGCCGAUGACGCCGAUGACGCCGAUGACGCCGACUAUUUAAGAUGGACCUGCAAACUCGCGCCGAAUCAGAAAUCAACUCGACUCUGGAAUCGUCUGGUGACCUUCAAGUAACCGAUCGAAUCUUCACGUUUCCACGAAAAGUACAGUAGCACUGUUCUCAUUGUGUUUUCUCGCGAGUGUGUUUGUGUGUACCAGAAUUCCCGCCGCGUCCCCAUUAGUCCUAAUAGUUCGUACAAACCCAAUUAUUCAACGUACAACUUACGGGUAGUCUUAGAAUUACUUAAAAGUAACGUUAACCGUCUACUUCUCCACUUUUGCUUUUAUUUUUAGAUCAAAGUGAGCUUACGCGAUACGUUUUGUGCGAAAUAAUCUUAAGCUAACGGUCCUUAUGUCCACGCUCGCAAAAAUCUCCCCCAGUUAUUUCCGCGAACGAAUGCGUGUGUUAUCUACCUUAGUUGAGAAGCAAGAAAAAGUGACUGGGAAGCAUUUUAUCGCUAGUCACGUAUUGUGCGACCGAUAUUUGUGUUUGAUAGUCUAAACGCGCGUUUAGAUGCGUAUAAUGGACCGUGUAGCGGAGAUGAAGAUGGGGGGAGAAGGGGGGGGGGCAUGUAUCUUUAAACUAGUACCUGUGCUAUCUGCGAUUAAUCGUCAUUGUUGUUCAGUCGCUUGGUUGGUCGAUACUUAAUUCCCAAUAAUCCGAUUCAAGGUUGGACUUUCGCUUAACUCUCUACUUAUGCGAAUCUUAUGCGAAUAGACUAGCUUUACAAUCUCUCUGUUGAGCUUUCGGGACUUUAAUGGCUUAUGACUAGCCUACUUUAAUGGAGUUCUUCGAAUUUUCUUUGAAUUUUCGUGAUGGAUCGAGAGAUAUUUUGCCGCGAUUGUAAAACCUAAUGAUCUUCCUUCGAUCUAUAUCUUGAGUCGUUCGUAAUAUUUAAUCGAGUCGCGUUUGGCUCUGCGCGCGAAAAUUUUAUGACGUGAGAGAUGUUCAUAAAUUUACGGAAUUAAGUAUUUUUGUAGAAUUGUCCCACGUGAUGUGAUAAGAUUCGCUUAAAAAUUUACCUAGCUCAUCAAAGGGAGAAAAUUUCAGUGAGAAUGAAAAAGAAUCGUACACAUGUAACACUUAAUGAGUGCCGUAGAUAGCGAAUGUUGAUUUACAUAUACGCGGAUCUAAUAGCAUUCUUAAUCUAGACCUUAAUCUAGACUUUAAUCAGAGACCUUAAUUUAGACCUUAAUCAGAGACCUUAAUUCACAAUUUAUUCCGUAUUGAUGAUUAGCCUAAAUUUUAACGACAUGUAACGGUCGAGAAAAUGGCUCUUAUUGUGACAUUAAAUUUUAAAUGCAUGCGGUAUCUCGCUAACGACGUAUAUCCACUCCGGAAUGGAUGACUCGGAUUUUUGGUAAGUCUUCUGUAUAUUGAGGUGUACUUCGGCCGUCGUAGGAUCAUGUGAUCAGGUUUACACUAAGAUCAUGUGUGCCUGUAUUCGUCCUUGUUUAUUAAUAGUUUUACACUAGUCCGAUAUUACGUUCAUUGCGCUUAAUUACGCUUAAUGUAGUAGUCUUAACUCGAUUAAUUAUCCAUGAGAAUUAAUUAGUUUUACUGCUUAAAGGCUUAAAAUUAAUUAAGUCUGCUGUAUUGUAGAGAAUUAAUUAUGCUGUACUGAAUAUGUGAUUCGAUUGCUGAACUGCCGUUCAUUUACGCCUAUUUCUCGCCCGAGACGUCUAUACUUCAUCCUCCUACGUCCUUCUUAAUGCAGUUUUUAAAUAUUUUUUUUUUUAAAGAUCGAGUAAAACACCGACCAACCAUUACCGAUUAUUACGCUGAUUUACAGAUGUCGGUUGUGCCGCUCGUUUUU
Molecule: messenger RNA, 8791 nt
Organism: Linepithema humile (Argentine ant)
Lineage: Eukaryota; Metazoa; Arthropoda; Insecta; Hymenoptera; Formicidae
Source: RefSeq, a predicted model, not a curated record